GCACUGACGCCAGGACCUAAUUGAGGACAGCAUGUCCUCAUUCGUGUCCCUGUGAUAAGGGCCAUCCCGGCUGCAAGCUGGAGGAGAGCGGGAUAAAAGAGGGGCUUUGAUGAUUCAUUCACACUCUUUUUUUUCCUCCUUCGCCAAGCCACCUCUCCCUGCGCUGUGCUGAACAAACCCCAGGCACACCUGCAAAGCAUCCCUAUUGUCAGCCCCUUUGCAUGGGAUAUUAACACAAUGCAAGCUCCCCUGACAUUUCCAUAUUGGCUGCUGCCAUGGUACUGCUCUUGGGGACGCGUCGCGAGCAAUCGUGUGUUGGUUAAGCAUCUCUGCUUCCCUGCUGUUCGCCCCCCUUCUCCCUCUCUCUCACUCUCUCCCUAUCCCACGCUCCCUCACACUAUCACACCGAUGCGAGCAGCGUGUGUACUGAUUCCCACUCCCGGGCAACAACAGAUAGCUCUGCGCAAGAGAGAACAAAAAAAAGCCCUCUAAACCGCUGCUGGGUGGAACAGCCGAGCGAGCAGCUUCUGCCUCCUGCUCCCAGCCGACAUCUGCCGAGACCCACCUUGCACCUGUUCCCCGGGCUGUACGCACUGAAGAUCACUCACCAUGAAAACCAGGCUAGGCUGCCUAUCCAAUAAGUCGGACUCCUGUAAUGAUUUCUCUGAAUUCUUGCCACCUGCACAGGACAGGUCGGCUAAAUGUGUAAAGUUAUCAACUGAAGAAGUCACAAGCUGGGCUGAUUCAUUUGACAUUCUUCUGUCUAACAAGUAUGGCUUGACGGCCUUCAGAACCUUUCUUAAGUCAGAGUUCAGCGAUGAGAACAUUGAGUUCUGGCUGGCAUGUGAAGACUAUAAAAAGAUCAAAUCACCUGCAAAACUCAUGUCAAAAGCUGAGAAGAUUUACAAAGAGUUCAUCGAUGUUCAGGCACCAAGAGAGAUAAAUAUUGACUUCAGGACAAGAGAGGAGACCAAGCUAGGUCUUCAAGAGCCAACUCCAAUCAGCCUCAAUCUGGUGCAAGCCAGAGUGUAUAGUCUGAUGGAGAAAGACUCUUAUCCACGAUUUCUGCGAUCCAAACUCUAUCAAGACUUGCUUAAUAAGACUCAUAUACACUGUCAAAGGAAGUCAGUUUGAGGAAAAGCUUCAAGGUAUCAUGGAUAUCACUGAUGGACAAUGAAAUUCAGCAUCCAUGUGCCAUGUUCAUUUAAUUGUUGACUGUACUGAAAAUGCAUUUCAUGGAAUCCUGACAAGUUUAUUUUAGAGAAGAAACAUCACAACCAUACAUUGUACCUUUUAGCGAUCAUUUUGUGAAAAAAAAGGUGAACUGAAUCUUUGGAUGAUUUCACAUUUAGAGUAGAACAACUGAUUUAAAUGUAACUGUUUAUUUUAGAGGUUACGUGCAAACAAAAUCAGUGGUUUUGUUAAAUGUGUUGCUUUUAAUGGUAUGGUCAGCCUUUCAUAGUUUAGUCAGAUAUGAUGUUUUUGCUUAUUCUUUUUAAGCUAUUCUGAGCACAAUGACAGAGUUCAAAAGAAGGUGACUGGACAGAAAGUCUACCCUGGGAAUCCAGAGUUCUCGCGGAAGCAUUUGCUUAGCGAGAGACUCUGGCAACGAGAUGCACGUAAUGAUGCACGUAACUUUUGCCCCUUGCAUCGCGGGGAACCAAUCAUAUCUGUGACCCUUAAUCUUUCAUAUUGGGUCUGGUUCUCUAGGCUACAGAACUGCCGUCAUUCCCUUCUAAUUGGCAGACACAUACAUCAGUCAAGGACAGGCCUCAUCUGAGGAGAUAUUUCAAUGACAUUCCUCUGUUUUUUUUAUAUUCAUGGCUACCUUUUUCUAUAUUUUUCUUGCUUAAUGAAUUAUUGAUAGCUUGAGCCUAUACAAAUGAAAAAUAUGUUACAAUCAUCCUGUUACAUAUCAAAUAAGACAAUGUGCCUGUAUAUAGUAGCCUAGCCAGAUGUUCUUCGAUCAAUCAAUGUUUAUUUCUACAGUCUGCAUGUUUUCUGGAUUGCACAAACCAGAUAUCAAUACUGAGUUUCCAGACAGAAAAUCCGUUAAACCGUUAAAAAUCCCGUUAAACACCAAAAUCCUUUUUUUUUUCCAUUUAUGUGCUAUUCAGGUCAGUUAGCUUGGGGAAAGCCAGCAUAGCUUUCUCAAAUGCCUUCAAGAUUCUUACACUUCACAUUACAGUUGACCUCAUUAAAACAAUUUGCAAAUCACAUUUCACAUAAGCCACAGAUUGUUUACCAUUUUUGAUGUUGCAGGUCACAAUCAUUAGCAUUUGUCAACGCCCACCCUGUACCUGCUGGUGAAUUGUCAAGUACAUACUAAUCUAAUCUAAAAUGUAACCAGUGAUGGUUAAAAUAGUCACACACUAAUGUUAGAGCUUAGAGGUUGAGUAAGAAAAGUCAUACACAUUUUAGAGGCAACAUUUUUGUCAACCUUUUGAUUUCACUUGUAUGUCUCUUGAAGCCUUGGAGAGUUCUGUAAAUCUGUAACCACACUUCAACCCAGAAAUUGUGUCAACCAAUAUUCAAUCAAUGGCUGGGGUUGAGCAGAAGUAAGAUCACUGAGGGGGUAAAAUGUUAAUCAUUUCAUAAAAAAAACAUUAUUUACAUUUCUGAAAUAUCAACGUGGCAUGAGUAUUAUUUUUGGCUGGUUCAAAUAUUCAAUUUAGGUUUGAUAUCAUUACUAUUUUUGUCAAUAGCCAUGCCCCCCUGACCAAUCAGAAUGAAUUUAUGGAACAAUUUUGUACAUUUAAGUUAGAGCAUCCACAAGCAUAUGUUAUUGUAUGGAUUAUGUGCAAUUUGCUUAAGGCAUUCAAUGUAAGACUUGACUAAGGUGCAUAGUAAAGACUGAAACACUGAUCCAUGAAUGUAGAUAUUAUCAUCAGGUGUGUGUGUGUGUGUGUGUGCGAACGCGAGAGCGUACUCUGUCUGUGGAAUGUUUAAAUGCUAGUCAAAUGUAAAUAUUAUUACUUUAAACUCAUUACCAAUAAAGACUUUGGCAACGUUUAA
Alosa alosa (allis shad) is the source of this 3015-nucleotide messenger RNA. It is a transcript of the gene rgs8, whose product is annotated as regulator of G protein signaling 8. The transcript is spliced from 5 exons. The record is from RefSeq and is a predicted model, not a curated record. Lineage: Eukaryota; Metazoa; Chordata; Actinopteri; Clupeiformes; Clupeidae. Bases 610 to 1134 code for a protein of 174 amino acids.